CUUUUUCCUAGUAGUCACCUGUUCAACCGUUUUCUGAAAGUUAGAAUUUUAUUGCGUAGCAAUAAUUUGUAGUUAAUCAGAUUUGUUUUUAUUGCAGAUUGAAAGCCUGUCCAGAGAGCGCUGUAGAUGGCCUCCAACGCUGAAAAGAUGCCUGAGGACGUUAAAAUGUCAACAAAAGAAGAAGAGGAAGACAUUGUUAAUCCGUGGACUGUUGUUAGUUCUUCUGAAAAAGGAGUAGACUAUAGUAAACUUAUCAAAAGGUUUGGGAGUACUGAAAUCGAUAAAGAGUUGAUUGACAGGAUGGUCAAGCUAACAGGAAAACCGCCUCACCACUUCCUACGACGGAGCAUCUUCUUCUCUCAUAGAGAUAUGCAUCAGAUACUUGACCUUGUGGAAAAGAAGACAGGAUUUUAUUUGUACACUGGGAGAGGACCAUCUUCAGAAUCUAUGCACCUGGGUCAUUUGAUUCCAUUUAUAUUCACAAAAUGGCUUCAGGACACCUUUGAUGUUCCUCUAGUGAUCCAAAUGACCGAUGAUGAGAAGUUUCUGUGGAAGGAUCUGACCAUUGAAGAGACAAACAAACUUGCCCAUGAGAAUGCCAAAGAUAUAAUUGCCUGUGGCUUUGACAAGGACAAGACAUUCAUCUUCAGCGAUGUAGAAUAUAUUUCGGGAAGCACAGAAUUUUAUAAAAUGAUGUGCAAGAUACAGAAACUUGUCACGUUCAAUCAAGUGAAGGGAAUAUUUGGAUUCACUGAUAGUGACAGCAUUGGUAAAAUUAGUUUCCCUGCUAUUCAAGCCACACCAAGUUUCAGUUCAGCAUUUCCUCAAAUAUUCAAUGGAAAGAAAGACGUACCUUGUCUUAUUCCGUGUGCAAUUGAUCAGGAUCCAUAUUUCCGCAUGACACGUGAUGUAGCACCACGACUGGGACUUCUCAAACCAGCAUUGCUUCAUUCAACUUUCUUCCCUGCAUUACAAGGAGCCCAUGGUAAAAUGAGCGCAAGUGAUCCAAAUUCGUCUAUAUUUUUAACAGAUUCGGAUGAACAAAUAAAAGCAAAGAUCAACAAAUAUGCUUUUUCUGGGGGAAAGCCCACCGAAGAAGAACAUAGAAAACAUGGUGGAGACUGUGACACUGAUGUGUCGUACCAAUAUCUGACAUUCUUUAUGGAAGAUGAUGAUAAAUUGGCAGAUAUCAAAUCGAGGUAUUCAAGUGGUAAGAUGUUAACAGGGGAGCUGAAACAGGAAUUAAUUACUGUUCUGCAAAAGCUUGUUGGAGAGCACAGGAAGAAACGAGUCGACGUCACUGAUAAUUUAGUAAAUGCAUACAUGAAAUCAAGGAAAUUGAAAUUUGACUAUUAAACAUAUAUUCAAUUAUCAAUCUUCAUCAAAUUAACAGAACUCUUGUUUUAACAGAACACUAGUUAAUAUGAUUAUUGUAUAUUGUUAUAAAAAGACAAUUUUUUAGACCACAGUCAAAACAUUGAAACGGUGAGAUGAAUGUUGUAUUAUAUUUAAAUGUACUAUAUAAGAAUUGACAUCGGUAUAGUGAAAUGUUGUUCUGGUUGUCUCUCUUUUCUAAUAUUUGACUUUUUUCUGGUAUAGAUUAAGAUUUUAGUAAACUGCUUUCAUAAUUAUUUUCUCUAAACUUUAUGUACUAAG
Molecule: messenger RNA, 1656 nt
Organism: Mytilus trossulus (common blue mussel)
Lineage: Eukaryota; Metazoa; Mollusca; Bivalvia; Mytilida; Mytilidae
Product: tryptophan--tRNA ligase, cytoplasmic-like
Exons: 9
Coding region: 127-1356 (409 amino acids)
Biological process (GO): tryptophanyl-tRNA aminoacylation
Cellular component (GO): cytoplasm
Molecular function (GO): tryptophan-tRNA ligase activity; ATP binding
Source: RefSeq, a predicted model, not a curated record